Equus quagga is the source of this 603-nucleotide messenger RNA. RefSeq names its product chromosome 7 C5orf46 homolog (gene C7H5orf46). The transcript has 4 exons. The record is from RefSeq and is a predicted model, not a curated record. The coding region runs from base 51 to 305 and encodes 84 amino acids. Lineage: Eukaryota; Metazoa; Chordata; Mammalia; Perissodactyla; Equidae.
UUUGGUUGCAUCUAAACAAUUUAUCUGCACUGAUACCCUGUGCUACAAGAAUGGCUGCCUCAGCGCUUCGGCUGACCAUUGUCCUGGGACUGCUUGUCCUAAUCUCGACUUGCCAUGCAGACAACAAACCAAAUGACAAGCCAGAUGACUCAAGCAAAUCUUCAGAACCAGAGUUCCCAAAAUUCCUAAACCUCUUGGGCACGGAGAUCAUUGAGAAUGCAGUGGAGUUCAUCCUCCGCUCCAUGACCAGAAGCACAGGAUUUACGGAAUUUGAUGAUAAACGAGGAGAACAUUCAUCAAAGUGACCUCCCAAGUGUGGCUUGAUGAACCAUGCUAGAUCUGCAACACGGAUCCGAACCUGUGAACCCCGGGCAGCCACUGAAGCGGAGCACGCACACUUAACCACUAUGUCACCGGGCCAGCCACCCCACCCCCGUCCAGGACUUAAUUGAUUUUAUAACUGGAAGUUUGUAACCUUUGAGCACCUUCACCCUUUUCUCCCACCACUCCCUCUGCCCCUGGCAACCUCCAUUCUACUCUCUCUUUCUAUAAGUUCCAUUUCUUUCAGACUCCACGUAUAAAUGAGAUCGUAUAAUAUUUGUA